AUGGGGGAGUGGGAGGGGCCCAGCCCGACGCCCCAGACGUUUGCCGCCAUCCUCCCGAAGUGGUGGAAAGUCGCGAAGCUGUGGUUCUACGGGGACGACAAACUAUUGGCGAGGGGGUACCUCAUUGCUGCAGUCGUCCUCUCCUUGCUGUACACCUGGCUGCUUGUCACCAUUUCCUAUGCACAGAGGAACUUCAGCACUGCAAUGUCUGAAAAACGCGUGGCGGAGUUCUACCAGGCAGUGUGGAUGUUCGUACUUAUCAUCGCCAUCGCUGCCCCACUGUUUGCCUUUGUCAAUUUUGUGGAAGGCCGCCUUGCAUUGGCUUGGAGGAUAUUUCUUGUCAAGAAAAUGGUCAGAGGUUACUUUGCAAACAGGGCAUUCUUCACCCUGAACCAGUAUGGAGUGGUGGUGGACAAUCCUGACCAGCGUAUCUGUGACGAUAUUGCAUCAUUUGUGGCGAGCUCUGUCAUGCUGGCAACAGAAGUUUUGAGGAAAAUCAUGAGCUGUGUCGCAUUUGCAGGAGUGCUGUGGAGCAUCUCACCAUCGUUGGUUGUGUACCUUUUCCUUUAUGCUGGUGCUGGAACAUGGUUCACGACAUGGGUGUUCGGGAAGCCACUGAUGUCACUCAAUUUCAGGCUACUGCAGAAGGAGGGCGACUUGCGCUUCAGCCUUGUGAGGGUGAGAGAAAAUAAUGAGUCGAUUGCCUUCUACAAGGGGGAGGGGCGUGAGAAGUCGAUCGUGUCUGAUCGCUUUGACAAGGUCGUCUUCACCAAGAUCAGCAAAAUAAACUGGGCCGCAGGGCUUGGACUCUGGAGCAAUGUAUACAGCUACUCAACCAUCUUGGUGCCCAGCCUGUUCACUGCACCGCUGUACUUUGCGGGAAUGAUUGAAUUUGGUGUCAUCAGCCAGGCAUCGUAUGCCUUUGGCAGGAUAGAAGCUGCCUUGGGGGCGAUUGUGGCAAAUUUCCAGGAAAUCAGUGGCCUGGCUGCCCAGACAGAGCGCUUGGCAGUGAUGAUGGAUGUCUUAGAAGACAUCGAGAGGGAGGGUGAUGCAAAUGCUGCAGGCAGGCAAGGUCAACACAUCGUGCAUCUGGAGAGCCAGUCGCCUGUCGUCCUCCAACUGGAAGGCCUUACAUUCAGCACUCCUGGGGACAAGCAGUACAUUUGUGACAACCAAGACGUCACACUUCUUCAGGGUGAGAAACUCCUGAUCGUCGGCCCCACUGGGUGUGGCAAGUCGAGUCUGUUGCGUGCAAUAUCUGGACUGUGGUCACGCGGCAAGGGUACCAUCCGCACACCUGAUGUCUCCAGCAUGUUCUUCCUUCCACAGAAGCCUUACAUGCCCCUGGGCACCCUUCGCGACCAGCUGCUCUUCCCCACCUCUGCCUGGGGUUCUGGGCAUGAUGAAGCCAACCUCUCAGAUGCCAAGCUGCUGGCAUUGCUGAGGACUGUGCGGCUGCCAGGGCUGGCUGAUCGCGUCGGGGGCCUCGAUGUGGAGAUGGAUUGGUCGCAGGUGUUGAGUCUGGGAGAGCAGCAGAGGGUGGCGUUUCUGCGACUGUUGCUGCACAGGGCCAGCUUGGCGUUCCUGGAUGAGGCGACCAGCGCCCUGGACAUCAAUACGGAGGCUGCCUUGUACGAGGCGCUGAACGUUGCCGUGGGAUCAUACGUAUCGGUGGGCCACCGGCCGCAGCUCGUCAAGUACCACACGCACGUCCUGGAGUUCGUGGGCAAUGGCUCCUGGCUGAAGUACCCCGCCUCAGAAUUUGACGCAAGGAGCCAAUACGGCAAGGGAGGCGCUGGGUGA
This is a messenger RNA of Ostreobium quekettii, 1803 nucleotides long. NCBI's taxonomy places the organism in Eukaryota, Viridiplantae, Chlorophyta, Ulvophyceae, Bryopsidales, Ostreobiaceae. The record is from the annotation of a GenBank genome assembly.